Aegilops tauschii subsp. strangulata is the source of this 681-nucleotide messenger RNA. NCBI's taxonomy places the organism in Eukaryota, Viridiplantae, Streptophyta, Magnoliopsida, Poales, Poaceae. The record is from RefSeq and is a predicted model, not a curated record.
AUGAGGUUUGACACCCUUCAAAUUGCUAAGGAUCACUACAACAGCUAUGCCCUACGGAUGGGUUUCUCUGUCAAAAUGAACACCUCUAGGCGGAAAGCUCACACAAAUGUAUUGGUAAAACAACAGUUUUGCUGCAACAAGUACAAGAAGCCGAAAGCUGAUGAUGGAGGAGCUGAGGCUCCUCCUGUCCUAGACCCUAUACCAAAUCCAAAACCCAUUGACAAUGAUGAGGAGAUGGAAGAUGAACCUCCAAUAUUUGCUGAAGAGGAGGCUGGUACUAGUAAGAAAAAGAAGAAGCGUAAACGCGAGACAAUAAAGCAGACUCAAUGCAAGGCGAAAAUGUUGGUGAAGCUGAUAGAUGGGCGAUGGCAGGUGACGCACUUUGUUCGUGACCACAAUCAUCCGCUGGUGAACAAACCUUCGUUGUCCAAAUACUUGAGAUCCCACCAAGGCAUCUCUCCUGAUGAAAAGGAGUUUUUGCGCAUCUUGUAUAACUGCAACUUGACUACAGGACGUAUGAUGCAUGUAAUGGCAGAGUUCUAUGGAUCUGAGAUGAUGGUGCCGUUCGGACCAAAGGCAAUAACAAAUCUGUGUACAAGUUUCCGUAGAGAUGACACAAAGGAGGGUGACAUGAUUGAGACAAUUGCGCACUUCAAGGAUAUAUACAAAAAACCGAUCUAG